CGAAUGAUGUAGAUUGGUCCCACGGAACGCUAUGAUUCUGUGCUCCUCGACGAGCUACUCAUCACCAUCCUCAUCUCCUCCCGCCAUUCUUGCACGGACGGCAUGGCCCGAGGCAAGCAAUCCUACUUUGCCCACAGUCCAGGAUUUGAGAAUGUUGAAGGCGCAUAUGGCUUCAAAUGGUGAAGGCGAACCUGGUUAGCCGGCGCGAACGUACGAGGAAGCUCUCAAUUGCUUGUCCUCUUUGAUUACUCGACGCACCAGAGCCGAUGGGGCAAACAAGGGCGACCACUUCGAUCUGAUGUUCGAAUACUUGAAGAUUUUGGAGCUGGAAGAUUCUAUGUCACGUUUGAAGGUUAUCCACGUCGCUGGAACUAAAGGGAAGGGUUCGACAUGUGCAUUCACGGAGUCCAUUUUGCGGAACUGUGGAUUUCACACUGGCCUCUUCACCUCUCCUCACUUGAUUGAUGUUCGGGAGCGCUUCCGAUUAGAUGGAACGGAUAUUUCCGAGGAGAAAUUUACAGCAUACUUCUGGUCUUGGGAUAUAUUACAGGAGAAAAUAAAUGAUGAUGUGCCGAUACCAACUUAUUUCCGCUUCCUUGCACUGCUUGCAUUCAAGAUUUUUGUGGCAGAAAAGGUGGAUGUUGCCAUUGUGGAGGUUGGUUUAGGUGGGAAAUUUGAUGCAACUAAUGUGAUUCGAACACCUAUUGUGUGUGGGAUUUGUUCUCUUGGAUAUGAUCAUAUGGAAAUACUUGGCAAUACUCUGGGAGAAAUUGCAGGGGAGAAGGCUGGCAUCUUUAAGCAAGGAGUUCCAGCUUACACUGUGUCCCAGCCUGAAGAAGCAAUGUCUACUCUAAAGGCUAAAGCAUCUCAAUUAGGGAUUUCUCUUCAAGUUGCAUCACCAUUGGACAGAGGUUUAUUGGAUGGCCAACAACUUGGACUUGAUGGUGAGCAUCAGUAUAUAAAUGCAGGCCUCGCCAUUUCCAUGUCACGCAGCUGGCUGGAGAGAACUGUACAUUCAGAAGGCAUAUUUACUCAAAACACUAAGAGUCUACCAGAACAGUUUAUAAGGGGACUUACGCUGUCCCGUUUACAAGGACGAGCACAAAUAGUUCCUGAUCCAUUUAGUACCCAAAGCCCAACACUCGGUCCUGGUGGCUUGGUUUUUUAUUUAGAUGGAGCACACAGUCCAGAGAGUAUGGUAGUGUGUGCAAGAUGGUUUUCUAAUGCUACCAAAGAAACUGCUCGGUAUAUAUACCACCAUGAGCAGCCUGAGAAUAGUAGCAGUGCUAGACUGGUGCCGAUACUUAUAUUCAACUGCAUGUCAGUCAGAGAUCCUCAACUGUUGCUUGCACCACUCAUGUCUACUUGUUCAUACAAUGGACUGAUAGAUGACAAAGUAGCAGGUGUAAAUGAAGCCUGUAAACAGGGAGAACAAAGAAUUACUAGGAAUUUUGAGAAUAGUGCAAUUUUUCCAUCCCUUGCAUCAGCUAUUCAGUGGCUCAGAGAAUAUGCACAACAAAAACGGCCAAUCCGUCUGCAGGUUCUUGUGACUGGCUCCCUGCACCUCGUAGGAGAUGCUUUAAGAUUGAUCAAGAAAUGAACUUUUAUAUGAAAUCGAUGCCUUGUAAGAACUUUUUGCUACAUACAUAUUAUCUUUAUUCUCCAACAAGCAAUCAUUUAUUGAACUGUUGAUUUAAAUGCUCUGGAACAUUCGAGAAUCCUUCUUAUGGUUUUGGUUGCUGCUUCACAUCAACAUCUAGAAGGCCUUAUUUUAGUGGGAUCAGAACUCUGUGAAGUCAAUUUCUUUUGGUUACUUUAAAGCAGACGAUUCUUCUCGAAUGAAUUCAUUGCUUCUCAUCAUUUUCAACAUCGUGUUGUUUCCUGCAAGUUUCCAAGUCAAAUAGACCACCCUUGAUUAA
Dendrobium catenatum is the source of this 1919-nucleotide messenger RNA. Its product is annotated as folylpolyglutamate synthase-like. Gene Ontology annotation, molecular function: tetrahydrofolylpolyglutamate synthase activity; ATP binding. Gene Ontology annotation, biological process: tetrahydrofolylpolyglutamate biosynthetic process. The record is from RefSeq and is a predicted model, not a curated record. NCBI's taxonomy places the organism in Eukaryota, Viridiplantae, Streptophyta, Magnoliopsida, Asparagales, Orchidaceae. Gene Ontology annotation, cellular component: mitochondrion; cytosol; cytoplasm.